GCCGUAGCGCGAGCGGAGCCAGAGCGCCGCGGGCUCACAAAGCGGCCGGACGCGCGGCGGCGGGUGGCAGGAGCGCGGGGCAGCGAGAGGCCAGUCAGCCUGGUCCGCGACCGUGCCACCGGAGCUCAGGCAACUCGGACGCGGGGACCCGGUCCGGCCCCUAAGAUGCCGGCGAUCGCGGUGCUGGCGGCGGCCGCCGCGGCGUGGUGCGUCCUCCAGGUCGAGAGCCGGCACCUGGAAGCGCUUGCGGGAGGCGCGGGGCCCAACGGCAAUUUCCUGGACAACGACCAGUGGCUGAGCACCGUCUCCCAGUACGACCGCGACAAGUACUGGAACCGCUUUCGAGAUGAUGAUUAUUUCAGAAACUGGAAUCCCAACAAGCCCUUUGACCAAGCCCUGGACCCUUCCAAAGACCCCUGCCUGAAGGUGAAGUGCAGCCCUCACAAGGUGUGUGUGACCCAGGACUACCAGACGGCCCUGUGCAUCAGCCGCAAACACCUGCUCCCCAGGCAAAAGAAGGAGAACGUGGCCCACAAACACUGGGUUGGACCUUCAAAUCUGGUCAAGUGCAAGCCCUGCCCUGUGGCACCAUCGGCCAUGGUCUGCGGGUCUGAUGGCCACACCUACACAUCCAAGUGCAAGAUGGAGUUCCACGCUUGUUCCACUGGCAAGAGCCUCACCACCCUCUGCGAUGGGCCCUGCCCGUGUCUCCCAGAGCCUGAGCCACCGAAACACAAGGUGGAGAAGAAUGCCUGCACAGACAAGGAGCUGAGGAACCUCGCCUCCCGGCUGAAAGACUGGUUCGGAGCCCUCCAUGAGGAUGCCAACAGGGUCGUCAAGCCCACCAGCCCCGACGUGGCCCAAGGCAGGUUUGACACCAGCAUCCUGCCCAUCUGCAAGGACUCCCUGGGCUGGAUGUUCAACAAGUUGGACAUGAACUACGACCUCCUGCUGGACCACUCGGAGAUCAAUGCCAUCUACCUGGAUAAGUACGAGCCCUGCAUCAAGCCCCUCUUCAACUCCUGCGACUCCUUCAAGGACGGCAAGCUCUCCAACAACGAGUGGUGCUACUGCUUCCAGAAGCCUGCAGGUCUCCCAUGCCAGAAUGAAAUGAACAGGAUUCAGAAACUGAGCAAGGGGAAAAGCCCGUUGGGAACGUUCAUGCCGCGCUGUAACGAGGAGGGCUAUUACAAAGCCACACAGUGCCACGGCAGCACGGGCCAGUGCUGGUGUGUGGACAAGUACGGGAACGAGCUGGCGGGCUCCAGGAAACAGGGCAUCGUGAGCUGCGAAGAGGAGCAGGAAACCUCGGGCGACUUCGGCAGUGGCGGCUCCGUGGUCCUGCCGGACGACCUGGAGGACGAGCGGGAGCUGGGGCCGGAGGACAGGCUGCGGAAGCUGCGGGUGCGCGCCCGGGCCCUGACCGAGGACGACGAGGACGAGGACGACGACAAGGAGGACGAGGUCGGCUACAUCUGGUAGUCCCCACGGGAAGAGGACACAGGUUGGCACCGAGUCGCAAGUCACUUCCCGUUCCUGCAUUUGUAUCUCAGACUCCACGGCGCCCUUGUUGCUCUCUACCAACCGAAGUCUGGAAGACAGCUGGCCCGCCCCCAGAGACUCCCGGAGGUGGUCGGUCGUGUGGGAAGAGGGGUGUGCGUUGUUUUUAGGCAGGGGGAGGGCUGGCUGCACUGGAGCCCCCUUCCCACCCAGGAGACUUUUGCAAGGAGCAUGUGGUCCGUGCAGGGAGCCCUGCCCCUAACGUAAAGGCCCUCGUCUGACCCCCACACCGGUGGUUGCCGCAGCAUGGUUCCCGGCCUUACGGUGGCUAAGUGCUUCUCUUGUGUCUUGUAGAUGUUGUGGAAAACAGCCACGCUGUACUUCACUCCCCCGCGCCCCCCACCCCUGGUGUGUAUUAUGAAUACUUAGUCAUUCACAUCACUAUAUCUGGCUUCCUACAGACAAGAGCCUUAACUCAGUUGAGAAUCCUUUCUGGGCACUGAUUUUCUUUAUUGGAAAACUGGUGUGGGGGUGCUUCCCUCUGCACCUGCGAGCCUAGAUCCCCGCGUACGGAAGAGACCAUGUUUGUAAGUCGGGUGCACGCUCCGCUCGGAAAAACUGUUUGGCUCCUUUUAAAACCAUGUGAAAAAUAGUUAUGAGCGUGUGAGCCUGCCUAGACCUGGAUCUCCAUUUCUGGAAUAAAGUGUGUAUCGAAGGCCUUUCUUGCACUAACAGUCGGCACUUGCAGGCAGCGGGCGGUGGCAGUUUCUUCUCACUGGGACCCCCCUGACCCAGAGAAACCACCGCCCGCCCACAUCGCUCUUCCUGCACAAGCCAUGACGCCCAGGCGGGCAGCUGCACAAGCCGCCUCUUUCAUUCCAGCGCCAAGCCCCCUGGGGCUGCAGCGGCCUGUCUGCUGCAGGCGCCUCCCGCCCCACCCACUCAAGGGCUUUUUCUAGGGGACCCACACACACCCCGCUCGCUGAGAAGACAGUACCUUCAUGGUAUUGCGUAGAAGAAAAUCCAGGAUUCUUCCCUCAAGGUUUCACUUUUGCCCCCUUCUAUCCACAGUCGUAAUGAGCAGCACAGGCUCCCGAGGGAGGCCUAGGAAGAGCUUCGUGACAGCGCAGGGAAGCAGGGCCCUGUUAGAGCCGGUGCUGCCCAAGGGUCAGGACACGAGUGAAGGGAGUCUCUCAGCACGUGGUUUAUUUCCCCUAAGUGAGGUCACUGUUAGAGCCCAUCUCCGAAUUUGGUAGGGUCGCCAUGUCCCUAGUCUUCAGAAUGUCUCUCCCUAUUGGGCUGGCCCAGAUUCAAGGACAAGUACCAAAGAGUAGUCUUCUAAGUGGCCCGUUUAGCUCAGUGCUGGCCCCUCAGCUCCUCCCCGACAGGCUUGCCCCCUCCUGGAUGCCCACCCAGCCGGUCCACAAGCCCACGUCAACUCGGGCAAAAAAAUGGACUCAGCCAAACCACAUCACAGUGGCAGCUGACCAGCCCUCCACCCCAGAGCAACCAUUUCUCUGUACUUUCCCCACCCCCUGACACUAACACUUCCAGCCCUUGCACUGGCUGAACAGAGAGGCUUUAUCCCUGAAGUUAGUCUCAGGCCAGACACAAACACGAUGAAGCAGCGAACUCUGAGGCCCAAUAAGACGCCAGUGCAGCCAGGAGCCCAGACACAGGGAGGCCGCUGGCCAGCUCUGUGCUAGGAAGUUGACUCUCACUGUGUUGUAAUGUUUUUUCCUAACUUGCACAACACUUUGAGCUCAUAAUUUAGAAAACAGGUGCUUAAUUGCAGCUACAUUACAAUAGAGUAUAUAAAAGAAUCAAGAUGUUAAAAAACCUCAGUUUAGACCCUCAGAGAAAACCAUUGUUACUCCCUCCCCCAAGCUUGGAAAAAUGUGUAAGAGAACAAAUUUAAAUCGACAAAUUGAUUUCACUUAGAGAAACUAAUUAUCUUAUGACAAGUGUCAAAUUAAGAUGACACUUAAAGACCCUUAGCAUUAACUUAAUGAUGGAGAAGAGUGCUCAGCAGUCAGUUCUCAGGAAGGUAAUGAGACGCUCAUUUUCAGAGAUGUUCCAGGAGGAUAUCUUGGUUCAUUAAACUAUUAAAUAAAAAGCCCCCCUACCCCCAGCACCCCACAUCGGUGGAGCCACGCCAGUGCCACGUUCCACGCCUCACUCGGGCACGGCAGCGGAAGGUUUUUUAAAGGUCUUUAAUGCUCUUCACUUGUGAAAAGUACUCAAGAUCCAUUUUUUUUUUUUUUUAGCUACCUUAUGCCUAGAAAGAGAAUUCUUGUUUUCUUUCUUUCGGCAGGAGUGUUUUAGCAGGUGAUGAGUCCUACACAAAACUGAUACUAACGGAUUCUCCUGUGACCGCCCAGUCCCUUGUUGGAGACAGGGCCCAAGUCCUCACCCACAGACUUGUUUUUGGAAAGCCCCUAGGGAAUGGUUUUAUUCUUCUGCCAUAAACGCUUCUCUAAUUUAAUAACUGUCUCCUUAGCACCCAACCUGAACCCCAGAGUCCUCCACCAUGGUUAGCUAUCCACCAUGUUGACGUCGCUCGGUUUCCACAGAUGUUCUAGGCAUGGAAACACCUUACCACUGAACUUGAGGUUUUAUAUCUGUUUCCCCAGGCCCAGCAGUGAAGGACGCCAUAGCUGCCCAGGUCUGCCCCUCCGCUUUCCCAGGAUGCCACCCUGACCACACCGUGCAGUGACAUCCGAGAGCUCUUUCUGCAGUGGGUGGUCUGGUCUUUUUAUACCGUUUUCUCAAAGCCACUGACGUGUGUCCCUGUUCAAUGUGUAGCAUUGUAAUGAGAGCCACCAAACCCUGAAUGUCAGUUUGUUGUCCCUGUUGUAGAUGAAAUAGUGAUGUAGAAAAACCUAGUAGACUCUGAAUGCUUUUGCACAUAGACUUAUCUGGAAUGUGAACAUGACUCUUUGGUUAACGGUAGUUGCGUAACUGUAGUCCUGAGUAGGUGCAUCUCUGUCUGUCUCAAUAAAUUUUAAUUUGUCUGCAA
Messenger RNA from Artibeus jamaicensis (Jamaican fruit-eating bat), 4519 nucleotides. RefSeq names its product SPARC (osteonectin), cwcv and kazal like domains proteoglycan 1 (gene SPOCK1). Gene Ontology annotation, molecular function: protein binding; calcium ion binding. Bases 166 to 1482 code for a protein of 438 amino acids. The transcript is spliced from 11 exons. NCBI's taxonomy places the organism in Eukaryota, Metazoa, Chordata, Mammalia, Chiroptera, Phyllostomidae. The record is from RefSeq and is a predicted model, not a curated record.